AUGGCUUCUACGAUGGGAGGCACCGGCGGUACUCCUCCUCAAAGUGUUGAGCAUAUCACACGGAUAGCACAGAAUUACGAGUACAACUCUUCUGUUCCAUUGCGAUAUUGGCUGAGGACCGCCGCGACGCUUUUACGUGAGGCCCACAUAUACGAACGCGAAGGACACGAUGAGCAAGCCUAUCUUAUUCUAUUUCGACAUGCUCAGUUGAUACUCGUCCAUCUCUCGAAGCAUCCCGAUACCAAAAAGAACGCGGAGGAUCGCAAGGCCUUAGUGGCAGCUGAGAAAGAGGUUGAAAAAAACCUAAGCAAGCUGGAAGUUCUGAGACCGCGCAUCAAUAAGCGAUAUGAGCGUUACACUCAGUUGAUGCGGGAGCGUGAAUCCCGGAAACAGCCCUCACGAGCCAAAAUCGUCGCCGAACCACGAGAACAAGUCUCGGAUCCUGCUCUCUCUGGUGUGGCAGAACCUUUAGAAGCCGGGGCGAAUCGAGAUCUUGCAGUGCAGUUAGCCCAAUCAGAGCUCAAUCGCCGAGCCACCGUCCGAGGCUCAAAGAGUUUUUCUGGGCCAUCUGCCGAAGAGCUGGAAACUCGUCGCGCAGCUGGGGUAUGGGGAGACUGGGACUAUUCUAUGAAAUCGGAUCCUCGCUCUGACGAUGACUUCAAUGGACGUGCUCAGAACAUCAGAUCCGAUUUCGAUGACACAAAUCAACCUUAUGAGUCCGAAGUUCCUUCAGUUACGUACAAGUAUCCAACUGUGCCACGCCAGAAGCCUCUGGAGCCCACUGUGUCUUCAGGUCAAUUUGCUAUCCUCGACAAGAACGCUGAACGCCAAGCGCCCCCGAUAUUGCCUCCAAAGGAGCACCUUGAGCCCAGCCGGGCAUCUAUUGUCGGUGAUUCUGGGACAGCUGGACCACCCGCGCGGCCGGCGAAGGUAUCACCAGCUCCGGCGCUACCUGCGAAGAUCCAACCUUCCGAAGCAACUACGCGUUCAGAUCUCGAUCCCUCGAGUUACACCUUCAAACCCUCAGCCUAUCUCGAAAAUGGCACUCCACUGCGCUCGGUAUUUUUGCCAGCGAACCUCCGAUCCCGCUUCUUAUCUCUGGCUGCUUCUAACACCCGCGCCAACCUUGAAACAUGCGGUAUUUUGUGUGGUACCCUUGUUUCCAACGCCCUCUUCAUAUCCAAACUGGUCAUUCCCGAGCAGACAUCAACAUCAGAUACCUGCGAAACAGUUAACGAAUCUGCUCUUUUCGAUUACUGCGAUUCCGAGGAUUUGAUGACGCUUGGCUGGAUCCACACCCAUCCGUCACAGACCUGUUUCAUGAGCUCCCGUGAUCUACACACGCAUUGUGGUUACCAAGUGAUGCUGCCCGAGAGCAUUGCCAUCGUAUGCGCUCCGAGCAAAACACCCGAUUGGGGCGUAUUCCGACUGACUGAUCCUCCGGGUCUAAAGACUGUUCUGAACUGCCACCAGACUGGUUUAUUCCACCCACAUGCCGAGGAGAAUAUCUACACUGGGGCCUUGCGACCAGGACAUGUCUUCGAAGUCAGUGGGUUAGACUUUGAGACAGUGGACCUUCGUCCUGACGCCUUGAAGAACUAA
This is a messenger RNA of Penicillium griseofulvum, 1602 nucleotides long. RefSeq names its product putative endosome-associated ubiquitin isopeptidase (AmsH). NCBI's taxonomy places the organism in Eukaryota, Fungi, Ascomycota, Eurotiomycetes, Eurotiales, Aspergillaceae. Gene Ontology annotation, molecular function: protein binding; metal-dependent deubiquitinase activity; K63-linked deubiquitinase activity. The transcript has 2 exons. Gene Ontology annotation, cellular component: membrane; endosome. Gene Ontology annotation, biological process: protein K63-linked deubiquitination. The record is from RefSeq and is a predicted model, not a curated record. The coding region runs from base 1 to 1602 and encodes 533 amino acids.